AAGUCCUCAUUCUCUUGCUUCCAAAUUAAUGGGAAAUUACAGAUCAUGCGAGUCAAAAUCAUCCACUCUCAUCACAGCCACAGCAAAACUAAUCCUCGUCUCCGGCCAACUCCAUGAAUUUGCUUGGCCGGUUAGGGUUUCGCUUUUGCUGCCGCCGGAUCCCGAUUGCUUCAUAUGCAGCUCCGACGAGAUGGAAUUCGGCGAGUUCCCGGCUGCGAUGGGCGGCCACGAGGCGCUGCAGCCCGGGGAGAUCUACUUCGAGCUUCCGCUGGCGUGGCGGAGCGUGCGCCUGCAGGCGGAGGACAUGGCGGCGCUGGCCUUGAAAGCGAGCUUAGCUCUGGCGACUAAUGAUGAUGAUGAUGAUGGCGAUCGGAUUGUUAGAUGCUGCUGCUGUUGCUGGUCGAAGCGGGCUCGGCCGGCGGCGUUGUUUUGUGAGAAGGAGAUGCCGCUCCUCGGUGGGGAUGGGGGCGGCGCCGGCCAGCGCAAGUUUGUUGCGAAGCUCAGUGCAAUAGUUGAAGAUUGAAAUGUUUUAAGGCAAAGUUUAUGGUCAUUUUUGGAGUUGUUACUUUUCUUAUUUUAUGGGAUUUGUAUAUUAUUUCGAUAUCAAGGAUGGAUUAAUCAUUCUUGCUAUGAAUUGACUACUUCAGAGUUUUUCUUGUUGAAGAA
Salvia hispanica is the source of this 666-nucleotide messenger RNA. RefSeq lists its product as uncharacterized. NCBI's taxonomy places the organism in Eukaryota, Viridiplantae, Streptophyta, Magnoliopsida, Lamiales, Lamiaceae. The record is from RefSeq and is a predicted model, not a curated record.